AUGAUACUGUUUCGUCUAGAACUUUUUGAUAGUUCUUUUUCACCUGAUACAAGUAAUUAUGAUGCGUAUGGUCUUAAAAUAGCUGCUAAUGAUGUUAUUUUCGUCGAAGCACAAGGUGAUGAAGAAACAUAUCUUGUACAAUUUGCUCCGUUUGAUUAUGCAAUGGGUUCACUUCAAUGUUCAUUUGAUUAUGAUGAUUCAACACAUUAUGUUUAUUCAGUUGGUGUAGGGCAAAAGCAAAAUACAACAAAAAAUAGUUAUUUUUAUUUUGCUGGUGAAGUUGUACCUGCAGGUUUUUCCAAAACAGAUAUGUCAGGUCACAAUGGAACAUUUAUUGGUAUUUGGAUUAAUACAGAUCCACACGAUAUAACAGUAUAUACAGCAACACGACAACCAUUACCAUGUAUUUUUUUUCAAGCACAAAAACUUCAAUUUCUUAAUUCAUAUGGUCAUCAAGAAUUUUUUGUUAUUGCUGUUGAACCAUAUGGAACAUAUGCUAUUGGAUUAGCAACUAGUUUUGCAUUUACCUAUCGACCAUUUCCUAGUGGUUCAAUAACACCAAAAGCGGGUAGUAGUAUUUGGCCAAAUAAUUCAACAUUCAAUCCAUGUGCAGCUGAUGCUAGUAAUACGUAUACAAUUGUUGCAGGUUUCGUCGCAGGUGCAGCUGGAUCUCGAGUACGUGCUACGCCUACCGUUUAUUUAAUAUGGAACUCUAAUCUUACUGUUUUAUCAACAUGGUCUUAUAGUGCCACGAGUAAUUCUUGGCAAUCACGUUUAACAUAUUCAGGUGUUAGUUCAUGGAGUAGUAAAUUUACUAUGUCCGUUAAAAUAAAUUCUGAUGAUCCAACUAGAGUACUUGUUGGUAUGCCUUUCUUAAAUACUGUCUUUUUAUUUACUAUUGAUGGUACAACUCUUACAUUGGCUAGUUAUGUUGAUCAUGGACAAUCGGUUGGUUUUGGUAAGGGUGUUACUUGGUUAACUAAUUCACAAGCAGCAAUACUUGUAUCAACAUAUUCACUUGAUUAUACAACAUGGUAUUCUUCACAAAUCUAUGUCUAUACAUCAUUGAAUGAUACGGAUUUACCUUCAUCACCAUCAGCAAUUAUUCCAAAUACUCAACAACCAUUACCAUCAACUAUAAAUUCGAUAUUACUUCGUAUCGUUUCAACACCAGAAUCUGUUGUUGUACUUGAUGCUGCUGGAGGUGCUCUUAUUAUAUUAUCAGAAGCAGCUGGUUAUUAUGCAUCAACGGAUACUACAAAUGCACCAGUUGCUGCUUCAAUGCCUGUUGUUAGUCAUUCGACAACAUGUAUUGGAGGUACAUAUAAAUCAGAUAUUGGUAUUCAUCCUUGCAAAUUAUGUUCAAGUGGAACAAAAAAUCUAGGUACUACAGCUGGUAUAUCAUGUAUGAAUUGUUCAUCCGAUAGUUUUUGUCCAUUGGGAGCAGUCUAUGAAAUUAAUUCGACUUUACUUAUUUCUCUUUCACAAGCAUAUUCAUAUCCUCGUUCACCUGAAAUGACGAAUUUCGAAGAUGUUCUUUUGAACAAUAUGUUUUCAAUGGGUUCAACAAUGUCUUGUUUAAUUGUUUCACCAAUCUUUUGGUCAUUAAUACUUACAUUUAUCUUUAUUCUUAUACUUUUAAUUAUGGCUUCACUUGGUUGGUGUGUACAACCAUCAAAACGUGAUCGAUAUAGAGCUGCUAUGAAAACUGUUUUUCAAAAAACAGAUCUUGUUGGUGAAGGUGAAUUAUGGGCUGGUGGAAUUGCAUCCAUAGCUGUUGUUCUAAUAACUAUCAUGGCUUAUACAUUUUCAAUAUCAUAUAUGAAUCAAUAUCCAGCGGAAAAAACACAAGGAUCAAGAUUUUCUUGUGAUUCUACUCUUCGAAACGCUAAAUUUGAAUCAAGUCUUCAAGCAUUAGCUGUUCCUGUACCUGAUGACGAACAAACAAUAUUUGAUCUAUUAAAUGAUCAAAAUUUCACUCUUCAACUAGAUUUUAUUAAUACAGCAGCAUCUUGUAUGACAUUUUCGAUUUCAAAAGUUACGGAUGUAUCAACAACAGCUCUUACAAAUUCAUCAUGUAAUAAUAUAAAUGGAACACUUCAAACAACAGUCAAAUUACCUGAACAUGCUAUUGUACUACAAGUAGUCAUAAGUGAUAUUCAACUUAUUGGUGGUCUACGAAUAGGUCUUCUAGGUUCCGGUGCACAAAAGGAUACAUUUACAUUACAAGAACUCAAUUUUCUACAAACAUUUUAUAGUCCAUCAUCUGAAACUUUAGCACAGAUUGUAACUAUUGACAUGGCAUUAACUAAAGUUAUUAACGAAACAGAUCCAUUAUUCGGUGAUACUUCAGAUUUUGCAGGUAUAUGGUAUCCAACAUUUACAUAUAGCCUAUCUGAAAUGUUCAUAUCUUCUGAUUAUUAUCUAACAUCUGCUAAACUUACAUCAACUACAAUAACAAUCGAUAUAACAGAAACAUCAUAUUAUAUUAAAAAUAUUCAAUCACCAAUUGCGAAAGAACCCGAAAUUAUAUUUCGUACUCUUUUAUUUGCAUUUUUAUGUCUUGAAAUAUGCGCAAUGGCAUUUCUUAUUUGCAGAUUACUCAUUAUGCCACUAAUAAAUAAGAUUUAUAUGCGCUUUACUGGUCAUCCUAUUGUUCCAUUUGAACCAGAACAUGGCAAAGAAUCUAAUCAUCAACAUCAUUAA
Messenger RNA from Adineta steineri, 2706 nucleotides. The record is from the annotation of a GenBank genome assembly. Lineage: Eukaryota; Metazoa; Rotifera; Eurotatoria; Adinetida; Adinetidae.